AUGGCGUGCGUCAACGGGUCUGCUAUGACCCCGUCGAUGGCUGGGAACAACAUCGUGAAACAUGAUAACCGUUAUCUAUGCUUUGGGAACAUCAUCGAUGUCCGCGUGUACGGUACCCAUGGGAAGAACACGACGUUCACGACAACGAUCAAACCAACGAGCGACCCCUUCUCCUCUGUUUCCUGGGCCGUGAACGGAUCUUUCAUAAUCACCUCGACCAUUUCCAACACCAUAGUCGAGCCAAAGUAUGCGGACAGGACAACCUUGUUCAGAGAAACUGGCUCCCUGGAGCUCAGAAACCUGACCAAUGAGGACUCCGGGGAGUACACUGUACACAUCAUACCGGCCUCAGGACAGUUAAUAUCAGGAGCCGCCGUGCUGGAGGUGCAGCCCAAAAUCCCAACCCCGACCGUCACCUGUCCCCCAUCCACAGAGGGGAUGAGUGAGGUCACGUUCUUGUGUGAUGAUGGAGACACCAGCAAUGCCAAACAGUGGACAAGAGAUGGCCAACCACUGUUGCCGAGUGAUAGAAUUGCAUUUCUAGAAAACAAUAGAAUAUUGAUGCUCAAAGGUGUGAACAGAACGGACACUGCAGAAUACCGCUGCAAUGUCAGCAAUUUGUCCGACCACGAAGUCGGCACAUGCCAACUCACAGUUUAUUAUGGCCCAGACACUCCCACCGUGCAACAGCAUCCCAAUCCGGCCGUAGAGGAAGAGCGACUCACCCUGAGCUGUGCUUCUGACUCCCUGCCGCCGGCUACCUUCACCUGGGAGUUCCAACGCCGCCCCCUGGUCCCCGGCAGUCUGGUAUCCCCUGCGUAUAGGAAGAGGAUCAGUCUGAACACCACCAGUGGAUGGCUGGACCUGUGGGAUUUGACCGUGGGGGACAGUGGUGCCUACACCGUGGAGAUCACCACACACACAGACCAGCAGCUCAAUGGAAGCACUGGUCUCAAUGUGUACGAGCGAGUCUCCAGUGUAACAGUCACUCCCAACACCACAGAGCUGCUGGAGUUCAACAGCUCUGUGAGGAUCUCCUGCCACGUCUCGACCGGCACCUCCCUGUCCUACCUGUGGAUGAAUGGCAGCUCUGAGAUCACUGUAUCAAGUGACAGGGUGCAGGUCGGCGACGGAGGCACCACCCUCACCAUACUCAACGUGUCACGCUACGACCGGGGGCCGUACACCUGUAAUGUCUCCAACCCGGUCAGCAAUGAUGUGGGCCGGCCGCUGACUCUGACCAUUGGUUAUGGGCCUGAGCGACUUGCCAUCAUAGGUCCAAGUCUAGUGGAGUUUGGGGAGGUGACGCUGCUCUACUGUUCGGCUAUGUCUGUGCCUCCUCCUUCCUACACCUGGAGCCUUAAUGGUGUCCACACCACCGUCCAGGGGCCGGUCUACGUUAUAGCAUCGAUCAACAGCUCUGACUAUGGGAAGUACACCUGCACUGCUGUCAAUACUCUUACCGACCUCAGCCAAGCUGCUGACCAUGCGGUCUCCCUGAAAGGUAAACCUAAAGGCUAA
Gadus chalcogrammus (walleye pollock) is the source of this 1521-nucleotide messenger RNA. Its product is annotated as carcinoembryonic antigen-related cell adhesion molecule 8-like. The coding region runs from base 1 to 1521 and encodes 506 amino acids. The record is from RefSeq and is a predicted model, not a curated record. The transcript has 8 exons. NCBI's taxonomy places the organism in Eukaryota, Metazoa, Chordata, Actinopteri, Gadiformes, Gadidae.